GUACAUUUACUAUAUUACCCCUACCUUACCCACUCUGCUCCAGCCGGACAACAACCAAAAGUACAAGCUCAGCGAAAGGCCAUCUAGCGCCCUUACUCUGCCCGUCAUUGAUGCUCGUGGUGUAGAAACAAGACAGAGAGAGAUAGAGAGAGAGCGAAGAAAAUGACUCUGAAAGUGUAUGCAGAUCGAAUGUCCCAACCGUCGCGCGCAGUUAUCAUUUUCUGCAAAUUGAAUGGGAUAGACUUUGAAGAAGUGAGAGUCGAUCUUUCCAAACGCCAGCAUUUAACUCCUGAAUUUCGAGAAAUCAAUCCCAUGAAGAAACUGCCUGCUAUAGUGGAUGGAAGGUUUAAGCUUUUUGAGAGUCAUGCGAUUCUGAUCUACUUGGCUUGUGUUUUUCCUGGAGUUGCUGAUCAUUGGUAUCCAGCUGACCUUUUCAAAAGAGCAAAAAUUCACUCGGUGUUGGAUUGGCAUCACUCAAACUUACGUCGUGGUGCAGCUACAUAUGUAUUCAAUUCCGCUCUUGCACCUGCACUUGGGAUGCCUUUGAACCCAGAAGUGGCAGCUGAAGGCGAGAAACUCCUUUCAGCCUCUCUUGCAAAGAUUGAAUCUGUCUGGCUCAAGGGAAAGGGACGCUUUUUGCUGGGAAGCUUACAACCUUCUAUUGCGGAUCUUAGUUUGGUGUGUGAGAUCAUGCAGCUUGAGGUUGUAGAUGAGAAGGAUCGUGAAAGAAUAUUAGGUCCCCACCAAAGAGUUUUGAAAUGGAUUGAUGAUACAAAGAAUGCAACACAACCAUAUUUUGAUGAAGUGCAUUCAAUCCUUUCCAAAGUUAAAGAGAAACUGAAGAAGCUGCAAGCUGAACGAGGAGUAAGUGCAAAUGAGUCUAUAGGAAGAACUACUUUGCACUCUAAAAUGUGAAUGCACCCUGGCAAAAAAUGGCUGUAAUAUCAAAGUGGUUAAGUAGCUGCUCUUUAUGUUGUCUGUUAGCUGAAUCCAAGAGUAAAGACGGAUCAUCUUGCGUGUAUAAAUACCCUGCUGAUAGUUUUGUUGUCGUAUAUGAAUUCAAUAAAAGAUCCUUUCUGCAAAUUUUUCAUAA
Molecule: messenger RNA, 1093 nt
Organism: Sesamum indicum (sesame)
Lineage: Eukaryota; Viridiplantae; Streptophyta; Magnoliopsida; Lamiales; Pedaliaceae
Gene: GSTT1
Product: glutathione S-transferase THETA 1
Source: RefSeq, a predicted model, not a curated record